This is a messenger RNA of Didymodactylos carnosus, 1005 nucleotides long. Lineage: Eukaryota; Metazoa; Rotifera; Eurotatoria; Philodinida; Philodinidae. The record is from the annotation of a GenBank genome assembly.
AUGUAUAUGCUCUUCGUGUUGUCCGCUAUUCGAUACGUCACCGUUCUUCAUAUUCCAUUCGCCAAGAAAUUUCUUGAACGACAUAGUUGUUUGACUAUCUUACUCUGUUGGAUAUGUGGUCUAGUCUGGGCUGUGCCACCACUGUUCGGUGGGUUCGGCUAUGUGCCAGAAGGUCUAGGUUUUCAUUGCGGUCUCAAUUGGCAAAAUUCAUCAUUGAACAGUCGUUUGUAUUUUGUAUCCAUAUUUCUGCUCGUGUAUUUUAUUCCUCUAACGCUAUUAUUAUACGCUAACAUGCGUGUUUAUCAUACCAUACGACAUCUCAUAUAUCGAAGUACAAUAAAUGAACCUCAGAGAAGUCAAUGGGAAUUAUUGCGUAUAUCUGCAUCUUCAACACGUCCAGCUAAAUUUUCGUCACAUCAAUUAAAAACAAGUUCUGGUAGUAAUACAACAAGUGAUCUGCCAAUGGAUGCUACUACAUACCUUUGUAAUCCAUGCAUUACUAUUACAGCAUCAAAAACCAUCAACAUAAUGAGAAAAUCAUCGAAUAAUACCGAUACUCCUGUUGCCGAACGAAUAAAAAAGAAAUCGAUUCGUACAAGAAACUUAUCAACGCUAGAAUGUUCUUAUUUACAUGAUGGACGCGACAUUCGCCGGCAGUUGUCCGAUAAAAUAAUUAUUCGUAACUCAGCUCGGCUAAAACGUUUAAAAGCUGACAAACGUUUUGCUUUGGCGACACUGUUUCUUGUCAGUGAAUAUUUAUUAAGUUGGACUCCUUACGCAAUUUUAAUUUUGUUAGAAUUAUUUGGUAUUUCAUCAUCAUCUAAAACACCCCUCCUAAUGACGGAGUGUGCAUUGAUUGCUAAACUAGCAAUGGUUCUAAAUCCGCUCAUUUACAUUCGUACAAUUGAAAUGAAUAAAUUAAUGCCACUAUUAUGUAAAAAACAUACAUGUAGGUCUCAAUUAAAAUGGCGUGUAAAAAGAGAUAUCAGACGAUUCAGUUUUUAA